Molecule: messenger RNA, 1221 nt
Organism: Amphiprion ocellaris (clown anemonefish)
Lineage: Eukaryota; Metazoa; Chordata; Actinopteri; Pomacentridae
Product: phospholipid transfer protein-like
Exons: 11
Coding region: 32-1162 (376 amino acids)
Biological process (GO): phospholipid transport; ceramide transport; high-density lipoprotein particle remodeling
Molecular function (GO): diacylglycerol binding; ceramide transfer activity; phosphatidylethanolamine binding
Source: RefSeq, a predicted model, not a curated record
UCAGUUGCUGGAGACAUCGACCAGUGUCAGGAUGACCUCCAGUGUAUUUUCCGUCCUCCUCGUCUCGCUGGUUUUCUGCGUCUCGGUGGUCGAUCCUACCGGCGUUAAAAUCAGAAUCACCAACCAGGCGCUGAAUAUGUUGAGGAACCAGGCUCAGGCUAUCGUCCAGGAGCGACUGCUCAACCAACCCUUUGACAGGUUCCAGCGUUCAAUCUGCACCAUCGACAGGCUGACGAUAACUCAGCUGACCAUCCACCAGGCCGAACUUCGUUUCAGGCAGAACUCGGGUUUCCAGUUUGUUAUGCAGAACUUUGAGGCCAGAUUCAGCUUUAAUCAUCAGCUUGACCUGGGUGUCUAUCAGCACGCUGGAGCUAAAGAGUUCGUAGCUCAAGGCGUCUCCGCCAACAUGGAACUGAGUCUGAUCCGAACCCAACAAGGACGUCUGGCAGUCGCCAUGCCGACCUGUGAGGCUUCAAUUGAGCGGAUGACGCUGCUCCCAGGAACCCUGCUGAACCUACUGACGGGCUGUCUGCGCCACCUGUUCAAUUUCCUGUUCUGUCCUUUGGUGCAGCGGUUCGCCAUCCCUUAUGUGAACCAGAUGUUGGAGACCAUACCGAUGAGGGCAGCAGUGUUUCCAGGCUUUGGCAUCAGCAUCGACUAUUCUCUGACCAGAGACGUCCAAGUGACGGCCAACAGCCUCGACAUGUCUUUCAACGGUUUGGUGUUCAGGGAGGGUGAGAACAUUCCUGCACCGAAUCCUGCUGUGGAACCAGUUUUCACUCAGAACAACCUCAUGGCUUAUGUGGGCGUCUCAGAGUUUGUCUUCAACAGCGCCGCUGUGGCCUUCUACAACGCAGGAAUCCUGGGCAAGAAGUUUGAGACGAUCACCUCAAAAGCUGCCAAACGUUAUUUAAGAUUUCGGCAGUUUUUCUCGCAACCAUGGCGUAUGAAGGCUCCCCUUGCUGCUGCCGUCGAACUGACAGAGCCUCCAAGAAUCAGCAUCACUCAAAGGCAGGGAGUCACGGUGAACCUGAGAGUCCGAGUCAGUGCAGCAUCAGUGCCGGCGAACAGAGAACCUAAAGUCAUAACAUCAGUAUCUUCGCAUGCUAUACUAUACAUUAACAAUGAAGAAGGGAAUGGGAGACUGCUACAGGAUGUGUAGCUGUGAUGAUCUGCUGGAUGAGUUGGUUCAGGAACACAGAGACAAGGAGACACUUCUGC